AUGGAUUUAUUUAGUCAUUUAAAUUGGUAUAGAGGAAACAAUGUAGAUGGUACUCCAAUGAAGGCAGUUCCAAGUUCAAAGUUAAUUUUGAUUGCCGAUACUCUUGGAGCGGAAGGAUCUUUUGUUAUUCACGAUGUUUUACAAUCGGUUAGCAAGCGUGAUGAUAUGGGUGUUUGUUUGGUCGGUCUGAAUCAAUCGUUGUUCCACUAUCACAGUGUCGGUAGAAAGCUAGGCUACAACUUGACAACAGAGAAUCAAAAGGGUCAUUUCAGCUUUAUAAACGGUCUCGGUAGUAGCUACAGCUGGAUCGAGCAACUCGCUGCAGCGGCACGCGAAGAAGCCGGUAUAGAAGAGGAACCACCACUCGAUCCUAUCUCCAAAGGUUUUCAACCGUUUCCAAUACAACCGCUGCCCGCCAACAGCAGCAGCAACAACAACACCAACAAAUCAGAUAAAUCACAAUUUUUCAAGCAGCUAUUUGAAUUGCUGGUCAAAGACCAUCAACAACGAAUGAAAAAGCUACAAAACUCACAUACAUUGUUCGUAAUCGAUAAUCUUAAUCUACUCAGUAGCUUUGGUGCAAGCGAUAUCGAUGUACUCCACUUUAUUCAAUUCUGUCAGAGCUACGUUAAAGAGCAGGCCAACUGCUCGUUGCUGCUGCUCUACCACUCGGAUUGCACCGACGAUGAAACAUUCCUCAGACUACUCCAAUACGAAUCGGAUUUAACAUUGAUGGUAGAUGGUCUCAAGACUGGUUACUCAAGAGAUAUAGAUGGUCAAAUUGAUUUCCUCCAAAAGAGAGAAGAUAAUACACUACAGAGAUUAAGCGCUAUUCACUAUCAGGUUUUGGAUAAUAGUAUAAGAUAUUUCUCAAUGGGAUCAAGAAUCCAAUAA
Molecule: messenger RNA, 894 nt
Organism: Heterostelium album PN500
Lineage: Eukaryota; Evosea; Eumycetozoa; Acytosteliales; Acytosteliaceae
Product: UPF0405 family protein
Exons: 2
Coding region: 1-894 (297 amino acids)
Biological process (GO): tRNA wobble uridine modification
Cellular component (GO): elongator holoenzyme complex
Source: RefSeq, a predicted model, not a curated record